AUGAAGCAUCAAUCUCACAACAAUUUCCAUCGUUCAAUAGAAGGUAAAUCUCUUAUGGUGCAAUUUGGUCAAGCAGGGUUGAAACCUUCUCAAAUUAAAAAGGCUGUUAAUACAAUGAAAACCUCAAAUGUAGCUGAUGUAACUUCAAAGCAAUGUGUUGAUGUCUUAUUUGAGCAUCGAAAACAACAUAGAGGAAAGGAGUUCUAUGGACUUAUAAAACAUUUUCAAGAUAAAACGUUAGUUGACAGUGACCAAUAUUUUGCCGUGGAUUUGUUUGAUGAUGGGUAUCCUAGAAAUAUCUUUUGGGUUGAUGGUAGAUCAAGAGAUGCCUAUACAAAAUUCAAAGAUGUUGUUGUGUUUGAUGUCACUUAUAUGACUAACAAAUUCAAGAUGUCUUUUGCUCAUUUUACUAGGGCGAAUCAUCAUGGACAAUCUAUACUUUUUGGUGGAGCAUUGCUUGAAAACGAAAAGGAAUAG
This is a messenger RNA of Lactuca saligna, 477 nucleotides long. The record is from the annotation of a GenBank genome assembly. Lineage: Eukaryota; Viridiplantae; Streptophyta; Magnoliopsida; Asterales; Asteraceae.